This is a messenger RNA of Microthlaspi erraticum, 525 nucleotides long. The record is from the annotation of a GenBank genome assembly. Lineage: Eukaryota; Viridiplantae; Streptophyta; Magnoliopsida; Brassicales; Brassicaceae.
AUGGCAUCUUCGACAUCAAUCCAAUCACGCCACGUGGCUGUAAUCGGCGCUGGAGCCGCCGGACUAGUCGCGGCGAGAGAGCUUCGACGAGAAGGUCACUCCGUCGUCGUCUUCGAGAGGCAGAAACAGGUCGGAGGAACCUGGAUCUACACCGAUCGUGUCGAGUCGGAUCCGUUAAGCGUCGACCCGACCCGAAUCGUCGUUCACUCGAGCGUCUAUGGCUCACUCCGAACUAACCUUCCUCGAGAAUGUAUGGGAUUCAGAGACUUCCCAUUCGCGAUCCGAUCCGGCGAAUCCAGAGAUCAGAGGAGGUUUCCGAGUCACGGUGAAGUUCUAGCGUAUCUGCGAGAUUUCUCUAAGGAGUUUGGCAUCGAGGAGCUGAUUCGGUUCGAGACAACGGUCGUGCGGGUUUCGACGGCGGAGAAGGAAUCGGAAAAUGGAGAAUCGAAUCCACAGAGAAGGAGAAUAAAAUUCAUCGGGAUGAGAUUUACGAUGCAGUUGUUGUUUGCAAUGGACAUUACAUAG